Molecule: messenger RNA, 1598 nt
Organism: Saccostrea echinata
Lineage: Eukaryota; Metazoa; Mollusca; Bivalvia; Ostreida; Ostreidae
Product: cell death abnormality protein 1-like
Exons: 8
Coding region: 643-1509 (288 amino acids)
Molecular function (GO): scavenger receptor activity
Source: RefSeq, a predicted model, not a curated record
AGCAGAGAAAUACAUGUAAACUUACUUCCAGAACCACUGAAGAUUACUUUUCGUAUUUUGUUGAUCUUACAUGUAUUCUUCUUGAUUUUGAGGAGCACAUAAACCUUUAUCAUUUUAUUUUUCUUUAUUAUAUAAGUAUAUUAUUUUAAAAUUGCCUUUCUGUGGAUCCUCUACAGGACUAUACUAUACUCAGUUGACCAUUAAGGUUUUUGCCCUUUUGAAAAGGAAGUCUGCAGAUUAAUUAUGGAUAUAUCGACAGGGCAUGUAACGGAAACUCAAAAAGACCAAAAACAUGUAGAUACAAUUCUGUAUACCUGUUUUGACGUUUCAUAUAAGAAGAUGCGCGUUUAACCAAUGUGUUUUCAGAGAAUAUCAACAUGUGUUAUCUAUAAUGUUUUGACAUAUUCACUUAAAUGUAAGUGUCGUUUAAGCGCACACUGGAACAUACAAUAUUGAUCUGUCUGCGUUCACUCUUGAAAAACGGAUUUUGAUAUUUAUAUUUUUAUGUGAAUCAUUCAACUCGAAUAUAUCUUCCUUGAUGACUAAUGUGGAAUGGAGUGCAUCCACAUUCGCUAUACAUUAAAUAUUAGAAGACUGUAAUCCUCACGGUUUGAUUAUCUCUAGUAGUAAGAAAAAUUAAAAAUGAAACAUACAAAAAGGUUAACUAUAAUAUAUAGUAGGAUAUGCAUCUUUUUCACAUUAGUAUUCCUGUUUAGCUACACCAGGACGGAACUUUGCGGAAAUGACUGUUGCUCGGGUUUUACGUGGAAUCAGGGACUUACUAGCUGCAUACCCUGUAAUCACGGAUAUUAUGGACAAAAUUGUUCCUUUGCAUGUUCCUACCCACAGUUUGGAAAAGACUGUCGACAGAUUUGUAACUGUUCUCAAGAUGAAUGCAACUUUGAACAUGGUUGUAAAUUGUUACCCGAGGAUUGUGACAUCGGAUACACGGGACCCUACUGUGACAUUCCAUGCCGCUAUCCUGCAUAUGGGUACUCUUGUCAGAAAUCAUGCAAUUGUGAGGAAAGAUUUUGCAACGUUUCAUCUGGGUGUGAAGUUGGAUCUCCGACUUUUGAAUCACCAUCUCCAUCAUCAACUAAAACAGCAACGAUAACAAUGUUGUCAUCUAGUACAGAUUGUGAUAUUGGAUUUCUUGGGCCCCAGUGUAACAUCUCAUGCCGCUAUCCAUCCUAUGGAUAUUUAUGUCAGAGAUCAUGUAAUUGUGAACAGAUAUUUUGUCAUUUUUCCAAUGGAUGUGAAGCUGGAUCUCCAACUAUUGAACAACUAUCCCCAUCACAAACUGAAAAAUCAACGUUUACAAUGCUGACAUCUACUCCAGAUACCUUGGACGACAGUCAGUAUUUAUGCCAAAAUAACACUAGAUCCUACCUUUUGAUCACAGGAAAGAAAAAAAAAUUACUGAUUUUUGGCAUAACAUUUCUCAUGUCAUUAUCAGUUUUGUUACUGGUUGCAUACCUUUUCAUUACUAAGAAAGAACUAAGAAGGUGAUUAUUGAAUAGUUCAUACAAAAAAGAUGCAAGUAGAAAUUGGUUAUCAAAUUCACAAGAUCUCUUUUGUAAAGCUAUGUACAGGAAAUA